AUGGAUUCAACAAACUGCCGAGCUAAUGGCGGCUCAACGCAAGAAGUUUUGGUACACGCAACAGUGCAGUACAUUUACACAGCUUUCCUGGUUGUUUCCUGUCUUCUUUGCUUCGUUGGGAAUACGCUCAAUUUUGUGGUGCUUCGAAAGUUGACGGACAUCAGUGAACCUAGGAAAGUGGUAUUUUACUUCCUAUCGAUGUCGGAUCUGUGUACGGGUAUUGGUUGGGUACCCUCGAUACCGGCAGUAGUUCUGAAGUCUUGGCCAUUCGAUCGUGGAUUUUGCGUGUUUUGUAUUUACCUGAUUCUCACGAAUCUUGGUAUAUCCAUCAUCCUCAUUCUCCUUGUCACUUACGAUUGCUUCAUCGCCGUCGUUUACCCGUACAAGUACGCGUCCAUGAUCACCAAGUCCAGGGCCAUUGCACUGUCCUUUUUCGUUACCGUUAGUUACUACGCGCUGAUGGCCGUGUUUAUAGGUGUAGGAAGCAAGGGGCCUUUCUCUGAUGUUAAGUUUUAUCCGAUGGUUGGUUUCUGUUACGUUAACUUUGUUGCACGAGGACCCUUUACUUACAGCAUGUACGGUGUUUCAUACAUCCUGCUUUUGUUCGCAAUCAUGAUGACAAUCAUACAGGGAAUGGUUGCCAACGUUUCGAGAAAACAAGCUCGUCGCAUCGCCGAAUCGGAGGGCCGGUUCAGGCAUAGCGUCCUCACUGAAGACUUCAAACGGACGCAAUGUCAUCGGACAAAACGCAGAAGCGCAAUGGCCCGAAGGGAGAUCCGCGGAUGCCGGGUAGGCGGCAACCAUCGGAGCUGA
This is a messenger RNA of Strongylocentrotus purpuratus (purple sea urchin), 813 nucleotides long. RefSeq names its product allatostatin-A receptor-like. Gene Ontology annotation, cellular component: membrane. The transcript has a single exon. NCBI's taxonomy places the organism in Eukaryota, Metazoa, Echinodermata, Echinoidea, Camarodonta, Strongylocentrotidae. Gene Ontology annotation, molecular function: G protein-coupled receptor activity. The record is from RefSeq and is a predicted model, not a curated record. The coding region runs from base 1 to 813 and encodes 270 amino acids. Gene Ontology annotation, biological process: G protein-coupled receptor signaling pathway.